AUGGUGGCGUUAAAUACUAAUCUCGUCAACUUCAACCAUCAACAAAGAGGCAAGGUCAUGGGAACGCUUAACGUCUUCUUCGCUGGAAGUCCAUUCGUUUAUUCUUUAAUAUAUUAUCACGUAUUUAAUGGAGAUGAUCCAGAAAACUUUGAAAGUUUUCCACAAAUGAUGCUCCUUUUGGCUGUAUCAUUUGCUGUUGUGAACGUCAUGUGUAUUUUGUUCCUGCGAAUGCUACCGGAGGACACCGAGAGCGUAAAAAAUGCAGUGUCUUAUGAGGAUAUCAACGGAAUAAUUCCAAACGACUUGAACAUAAUGGUGGAAAAGGACGAGCCAAUGACUUUGAAGCGACUGGCCGGAAACUGCAACUUCCAAGCAUUACUAUGGGUAUUUAUUUUAACGUCUUCCGUCGGAGUGUUUGUGACGAAUAACUUAACAGAGAUUGCGACAAGUGUAAGACUAGAAAAACACAAUCCCACGCUCGUGCUUCUAAUUCCUAUAACAAUCAUGUUGGUUAGUAUUCUGAUAGGAGUGUUCUCGGACAGGUACAUUGGAACCUUUCCUAGGUCGAGUGUGCUUCUGAUAGGUAUUGGCUCUUUCGUGAUUUCACAGAUGUUGUUCCUCUUGUUGGUUGACGUGUUCUCCAUGCUGAUCAUAGCCACCAUCUUAGUUGGCAUUGGCAACGCUAUUAUGUGGUCACUCGGACCAGCCUUGAUGACGGACAUUUUGUACAUAGGUAAUCUCGGAAGAAACUGGGGCAUAGUAAUCCUCGUCAAUGCAUUGUUCUGCUUUGCUCUCCAGGAGACUUUUGGUGCGUUGUAUGAGAACGCGAUCACCGCCCCAAAGGAACUCUUCUGUUACGGAGUACAUUGUCUUCGCGGGGCGUUCGGUAUCGGCCUAACCUUUACCGUUUUGUCUGUUUUGCCAGCAUUAGUACUCGUCAUUAGAACUAACAGUUCGCCGAAGAAAACAAAACCAGAGAUAAACGGAACUGCCGCCAUUCUCGAAUAA
Messenger RNA from Ylistrum balloti, 1008 nucleotides. RefSeq lists its product as uncharacterized. The coding region runs from base 1 to 1008 and encodes 335 amino acids. Gene Ontology annotation, cellular component: membrane. Gene Ontology annotation, molecular function: transmembrane transporter activity. The record is from RefSeq and is a predicted model, not a curated record. NCBI's taxonomy places the organism in Eukaryota, Metazoa, Mollusca, Bivalvia, Pectinida, Pectinidae. The transcript has a single exon. Gene Ontology annotation, biological process: transmembrane transport.